Messenger RNA from Darwinula stevensoni, 1170 nucleotides. NCBI's taxonomy places the organism in Eukaryota, Metazoa, Arthropoda, Ostracoda, Podocopida, Darwinulidae. The record is from the annotation of a GenBank genome assembly.
AUGCGGAAGUUUCGGGAGGCUGACAACCCCGACGAGGUUUCCUCUGAGCGGGCAAGCCACAGCAAACGUUCGGACCGGAAAAGGACAACCGACUUCAUUGACGAACUGAAAGAGAAGAUCGACGCGGAUCCUGGAUGCAGCAUGGGCAAGUUGGCGAUAGAAAUGGGCGUGGCACGAAACAAAGCUGAUCGAAAACUCAAGUGUCAAGCAUUGUUGAAUGACAUCAAGCACGAGAGCACCGGCUAUCUGAGGUUCUUUUACGGACCGGAAAAGGACAACCGACUUCGACUUGAGGAUACUGUGAGCAUUUAUGCUGACAAUUUCAUCAACAAUGGAGUGGAUGGCAAAAAACUUCUAUUACUAGACACGGGAGACUUAGAAAACCUUGGUGUAAGGAAGAUUGGACAUCGAGAAGUCAUUCUAGGAGCAGUUGACCUUUUGCGACAUUGUCAUUAUGCAGGGGGUCAGGAGACAUUACAGACACUGUUUAUGCAGCUGGGUGUAAAGGCGACCAGCUUGACAAGGGAGCUGGAACGGACUUUGGAGUCCAAUCCACCCCCAACCCCAUCUGGGAGAGACAAAGUAAAGACAAGCACAAUUGCUGCUGUUGUUGACAUUAUCUCAUCCCUAAAGACUGUUCUCACUUGGCUUGAUCGGACUCCCUUCAGUGAGAACAAGGAGCUGAGGGGAAUUAAGGGGAUCUUCCUACGCUGGGGAAUGGAACUAGCAACAACAGCACAGCGGGACACUUUUGCCGAGCAUCCAGAGCAUGCCAUCUACCGACUGUGCUGCAAUCUUUCCAAUCGAUGUGAAGAGCUUGUCACUGAGAUCACUGACCCACUGACCAUACAACCUCCAUCCCUUCAAAUUGCUAUCCUCCGAAAGAGACCUGAUCAGGAUUUGGGGCUUCGAAUUCAGUCAUGCUUCCGAGGGAUUCAUUCAGUUGGGGAAGUGAAGCCACACUCUCCUGCUCAUUUCUCUGGGAAACUUGAACCUGGGAAUGAGAUCGUUCAAGUCAACUUCCAAACUGUGACCAGACAACUGACAUCACAGAGAUAUGAAUCCGCUGUCGGUGUCCAGUUCAGUCUUUUCACCUUAGCAGCCCAAAGAGCCCGACGAUUCCGCUUUGAUAGGAAGCAAAACACUCCAUAUCGAGUCUCACUCUUGUAG